AUGAAUGCAUCACAAGUAGAAACAAAUCUCAAUGGCCUUCGUCCCAAACUAAUUUCUAUUCCAUUAAUCAAGAAGCAAUUCACUGUUCCUACGUAUAAGGCAACUUUUCGGACAUCUGCUCGAUCGAGUACAAAAUGGGAGAAAAAUUUCACAAAUCAUUCAAGUCACACGAACGCAAUAACUACAUAUGAAGCGUAUGGACUCACAAUGAACAAAAUUGUAGUCGAUCUUCAAGUUCCACUUCAGACAUUGCAAGUGGCGUCAGUAUAUGUACCACUCAGCAGGGUGAAGAGAGCGGAAGAUACAGUCAUUCUUCGACCUUUUGAUAUGAAGGUUCUACCAGUACGACCUUCUCUUGCUCAAGACGCUGAACUGAAACGUCUGGAUGAACUUGACAAAAAGACAAAACGAGAGUGUACCUCUUUCAUUUCGUAA
Adineta ricciae is the source of this 435-nucleotide messenger RNA. Lineage: Eukaryota; Metazoa; Rotifera; Eurotatoria; Adinetida; Adinetidae. The record is from the annotation of a GenBank genome assembly.